Messenger RNA from Cucurbita maxima (winter squash), 1145 nucleotides. Its product is annotated as ras-related protein RABA1f-like. Gene Ontology annotation, cellular component: endosome. The record is from RefSeq and is a predicted model, not a curated record. NCBI's taxonomy places the organism in Eukaryota, Viridiplantae, Streptophyta, Magnoliopsida, Cucurbitales, Cucurbitaceae. Gene Ontology annotation, molecular function: GTPase activity; GTP binding. The transcript is spliced from 2 exons. Bases 126 to 779 code for a protein of 217 amino acids.
GAUCGUCUUCAACAAUUUCAAAACCUCUCUCUGAUUCUUAUGCCUUGGAGCUCCACCUCCUGAUCCAUUUCAAACCCCUCGAGUUCUGUGGAAAAUCAGAGUCAUCGGAUCCGGCCUGAAUAAGUAUGGCGGCGUAUAGAACGGACGACGAUUACGAUUACCUCUUUAAAGUGGUUCUCAUCGGUGACUCGGGUGUUGGAAAAUCUAAUCUCCUCUCCAGGUUUACGCGUAAUGAGUUCAGUCUUGAGUCCAAAUCUACAAUCGGUGUCGAAUUCGCCACUCGGAGUAUUCGGGUCGAUGAGAAGGUCGUCAAGGCUCAGAUUUGGGAUACCGCCGGUCAAGAAAGAUACCGUGCCAUCACAAGUGCAUACUACCGAGGAGCCGUUGGUGCAUUGCUUGUCUAUGAUGUCACACGACGCGUGACAUUCGAAAAUGUUGAGAGAUGGUUGAAAGAGCUUAGGGAUCACACCGAUUCCAAUAUUGUGAUAAUGCUAGUUGGCAACAAGGCAGAUUUGCAACAUCUGCGUGCUGUUUCAACUGAUGAUGCCAAGGCCUUUGCAGAGAAGGAGAGCACAUUCUUCAUGGAGACAUCUGCCCUUGAGGCUCUGAAUGUCGAGAAUGCUUUUACCGAGGUGCUUACCCAAAUCUAUCGUGUUGUCUGCAGAAAAGCACUCGAGAUUGGGGAGGAUCCCGCGGCGUUACCUAAAGGACAAACCAUUAACGUCGGAAAUAGGGAUGAUGUUUCUGCAGUGAAGAAGGUUGGUUGCUGCUCUUCAUGAUAUCAUCAUAUGAAUAUGAGGUACAUCAUCAAACGAGUAGAAGGAUGAGUACAUUAUGCUAUGUCUUGAAUUUCGACUCCUGGUCAUUUUUUAUGGUGCUGGGGAGCUUCUGGGAGGGUUGGAUUCAUGUUGGAGUGCUUUGAAAUUGACACCAGUUCUUGUUGUCAAUUCCUUGUACUUGUCCGAGCUCACUCUUUUAUAUUGUUUUAAUUUUUGGCUCAUAGUUUUGAUUGUAUCAGAUUGUUCUAGAUAGAGAGAUCUGCUAAACUGAAGUUGUAUCUAGGUAAAUGUUCAGUUCAAUGGGGGCAGAAUUCUUUAGUUUCUCCAAAUUUGCUUGUUAUGCCAGGAGGAACUUUUAUUCCUCCA